AUGGCGCACCUGUCCCAAACCUACCGCUGCAUCGCCGUCGACCUGAAGGGCUACGGCCAGUCCGAAAAGGCACCCGGCGACUACCGCCACGAAGGCGCCGGCGAACAACUCUUCGACAUGCUGCAACUGAUCUUGAACAACAGCAAUGGUGACGAGGGCAACGACGGCAACGGUGAUAAGGCCAAUGGCAAGAAAAAACGCUUCAACCUCGUCACGCACGACCGGGGCACCGUGCAGGCCGACUUCAUCGUCGCCAAACACCCCUCCUCCAUCAUCCGCUACAUGCGCGGCGAGCAGCACCUAUACCACUUCAACCCGCUACUUGCCCCGCAGGGCGACAUCUUCAAGGACGCGCCGUGGACGGGCAUCAUGGAAGACCCCAUCCGGUUCGUCGUGUGGGUGCACAAUUUCGUCCGCGGCAAGAAGCCACUGCCCCAGCACGAGAUGGAGCGCGUCAUCCAAGAAUUCUCGUACCCCGACAUAAAUCGAGCCGUGCCGCGCUAUUUCAAUUCCUCCUCUUUCAGGAUCGAAUGGCUGCAACGCCGGAACAGAUUGCUCGAGGCUUGGAAGUGUCCCGUCUUGAUCAUGCAAGGCUACGACAGCAAGAGCCAGCCGCGCGAGUUUUAUGAAAACGCUGGAGACUACAUACCCAAUGCCGAAAGAGUCGCGGUCCAGUACAUUCCCGGAGGACACUUUUGGACCCUGGAGUCCCCGGCGGAGACCACUGAUGCUAUUGAGAAGUUCAUGAAGGGUGAGCUUUGA
Molecule: messenger RNA, 762 nt
Organism: Exophiala xenobiotica
Lineage: Eukaryota; Fungi; Ascomycota; Eurotiomycetes; Chaetothyriales; Herpotrichiellaceae
Exons: 1
Coding region: 1-762 (253 amino acids)
Molecular function (GO): hydrolase activity
Source: RefSeq, a predicted model, not a curated record